GGGAUGACUAAGAGCCAAUUUCUAGUAACAUAUUCUAAGCAGUGUCAGCCUCUGCUAUCUGAGUGCUGAAUUAGAGAAAGCUGUUACUUAUAUAACUUCCUGUAAUUGCCCAGCAGUAGCUGCAGCUGAGAGCCGCCCUCGCCUCUUGGCGAGCAGGGGACACACAGCCCUUCCAUCCUUGCAGUGGUUUUACCUUCUACCUUUGGGCUUCGUGCUCAGGUCAGUCUUUUUCAUUGAAACUGACAUGCCAUUUUAAACAGAAGACUCCACCGUCUCUUUUGAAGAUGGGAAACUCGUACGCUGGACAGCUGAAGACGACCCGGUUCGAAGAGGUCUUGCACAACUCCAUCGAGGCCUCCCUGCGGUCCAGCAGCCUGGUGCCGAGGCCCGUCUUCUCCCAGUUGUACCUGGAGGCUGAGCAGCAGCUUUCUGCUCUAGAAGGUGGUAGCCGAGUGGACAAUGAGGAAGAGGAAGAAGAGGGAGAGGGGGCCCUGGAACAGAACUGUCCCCCAAAUCCCUACCAGAUGCACCCUCCGCCCGAAGGAUGCUGCACCACUGAUGGGUUCUGCCAGGCGGGGAAGGACCUGCGUCUUGUCUCCAUUUCCAGCGAGCCCAUCGAUGUCCCUGCAGGCUUUCUGCUCGUCGGGGCCAAGUCCCCCAGCCUGCCGGACCAUCUCCUGGUGUGUGCUGUGGACAAAAGGUUCUUGCCGGAUGAUAAUGGACACAAUGCUCUUCUUGGUUUCUCUGGGAAUUGUGUUGGCUGUGGAAAGAAGGGCUUCUGUUACUUCACGGAAUUCUCCAAUCACAUAAAUCUUAAGUUGACCACUCAGCCCAAGAAGCAGAAACACUUGAAGUAUUAUCUGGUCCGCAACGCACAGGGGGCUCUAACCAAAGGACCUCUCAUUUGUUGGAAAGGCUCAGAGUUCAGAAGCCGGCAGACCCCCGCCAGUACUUGUUCCAGUUCUCUCUUCCCGCCAUUGGAGAGCUCCGGGCCUCUGGCGACCUUCUCCAGCGAGCCCAUUCCUGGAACGAACCCGAGCGUCCCGAUGGGAGCCCAGCAGGCAGGACCGGCCUCCGAUCACCCCUCACUGACCGCUGCCGUGGGUCCAGCUGUUUUCAAUGGCAGAGAUUCCGCAAAGCACCCACAGCUGGUGAAGAACAACCUCUCGGCCGUGCCGCGGCCCUCGGCGUUAGGUAUCUUAUCAAACUCCGGGCCCCCCAAAAAACGCCACAAAGGGUGGUCUCCAGAAUCUCCAUCAGCUACAGACAGUAGCUACCCCCAGGGUGGUGGGAACAGAGCUAAGUAUGAGAGUGCAGGCGUGUCCUGCAUGCCCCAGGUUGGCUUGGUGGGACCAGCUUCAGUCACCCUUCCCGUUGUGGCCUCUGGAGAACCAGUGUCCGUUCCUGACAACUUGCUGAAAAUAUGCAAGGCCAAGCCAGUGAUAUUUAAAGGCCACGGGAACUUCCCUUACCUCUGUGGGAACCUGAAUGACGUGGUCGUGAGCCCUCUCCUGUACACGUGCUACCAGAACUCCCAGUCCAUCUCGAGAGCAUAUGAACAAUACGGGGCCUCCACCAUACAGCCCAUCUCAGAGGAGAUGCAGCUCCUGUUGACUGUCUACUAUCUCGUCCAGCUGGCGGCGGACCAGGUGCCCCUGAUGGAGGAUCUGGAGCAGAUCUUCCUGCGCUCGUGGCGCGAGUCGCACCUGACGGAGAUCCGCCAGUACCAGCAGGCGCCGCCGCAGCCCUGCCCGCCCGCGCCCGGCGCCGUGGCGCCCGUCACGUCGGCGCAGCUGCCCUGGCUGGCCGGCCUGGCCGCCAGCUCCUGCAACGACAGCGUGCACAUCAUCGAGUGCACCUACUCCCUGGCCGAGGGCCUCUCCGAGAUGUUCCGGCUGCUCAUCGAGGGCAAGCUCGCCAAGACCAACUACGUGGUGAUCAUCUGCGCCUGCCGCAACGCCGCCAUCGACUCCUGCAUCGCCGUCACCGGAAAAUACCAAGCCCGGAUUCUUUCCGAGAGCCUUCUCACCCCAGCGGAGUACCAGAAGGAAGUCGAUUAUGAGCUGGUUACGGGGAAAGUGGACUCCUUGGGGGCUUUUUUUAGCACCCUCUGUCCAGAGGGCGACAUUGACAUUUUGCUGGACAAAUUUCAUCAGGAAAAUCAAGGCCACAUUUCUUCCUCACUUACUGCCUCCUCUGUCACCAAAUCAGCAUCCCUGGAUGUCAGCGGGGUACCAGUGUGCACAAGUUACAAUCUGGAGCCCCACUGCAUCCGGCCCUUCCAGCUGGCCGUGGCCCAGAAGCUCCUCUCCCAUGUGUGUUCAAUUGCGGAUUCCAGUACCCAAAAUCUGGACUUAGGAUCCUUUGAGAAGGUGGACUUUCUGAUUUGUAUUCCACCCUCAGAAGUGACCUACCAGCAGACUCUGUUCCACGUCUGGCAUUCAGGGGUUUUACUGGAGCUUGGCUUGGAAAAGGAGCACAUGACCAAGCAGAGGGUUGAACAGUAUGUUUUGAAACUAGAUGCGGAGGCGCAGACAAAAUUUAAGUCCUUUCUACAAAACUCCUUUCAGAAUCCACACACGCUCUUUGUCCUAAUCCACGACCAUGCCCACUGGGAUCUUCUGAGCGCUGUUCAUAAUCUCUACGCCCAAAGUGACCCGUCUGUGGGAUUGGUGGACAGAUUGCUCAAUUGCAGGGAGGUGAAGGAGGCCGCCAAUAUCGUGACCCUCCACGUGACUUCCUUCCCUUAUGCGCUGCAGACACAACACACCCUCAUCAGCCCUUACAAUGAGAUCCACUGGCCUGCCUCCUACAGUAACGGGGUGGACUUAUAUCCUGAGAAUAAGAAGUACUUCGGGCUGUCAGAGUUCAUUGAGUCCACCCUUUCAGGACACAGCCUCCCCUUGCUCAGAUACGACAGCUCCUUUGAGGCCAUGGUCACCGCGUUGGGAAAAAGGUUCCCCCGCCUGCACAGCGCGGUGAUCAGGACCUUUGUUCUCGUGCAGCACUACGCGGCCGCCAUGAUGGCCGUGAGCGGCCUCUCGCAGAUGAAGAACUACACGUCGGUGGAGACACUGGAGAUCACCCAGAACCUCAUCAACUCCCCGAAGCAGUGCCCCUGCGGCCACGGGCUCAUGGUCUUGCUGCGGGUGCCCUGCUCGCCGCUGGCGGCCGUGGCCUACGAGCGGCUGGCCCACGUGCGGGCGCGCCUGGCCCUGGAGGAGCACUUUGAGAUCAUCCUGGGCAACCCCAGCUCCGGCAUCUCCGUCGGGAAGCACUUCGUGAAGCAGCUCAAGAUGUGGCAGAAGAUUGAGGAUGCUGAGUGGAGACCUCAGACUUACUUGGAGCUGGAGGGCCUGCCUUGCAUCCUAAUCUUCAGUGGGAUGGACCCGCAUGGGGAAUCCUUACCAAGGUCUUUGAGGUACUGUGACCUGCGCCUGAUAAACUCAUCCUGCUUGGUGAGGACAGCCCUGGAGCAGGAGCUGGGCCUGGCCGCUUACUUUGUGAGCAACGAGGCUCCCUUGGAGAAGGGGGCUCGGCACGAGGCCUUGGAGAGCGAUGGAGAAAAACUGAGCAGCACAGACAACGAGGAUGAGGAGCUGGUGACAGACGGCUCCACCUUGGAGAAGAGGAGCCCCGUGAAGAGGGAAAGAUCCUGCUCUCACGAUUCAGCGUCUUCCUCUCUCUCCUCUAAAGCCUCCAGCUCAGCGCUCUGUGGCGAGUCCUCCGCGCAGCCUGGAGGCCCCUCGCAGGGGGAGCGGGCCAGAUCGCCGCAGCCCUGUGGCCCUUCAGAGGAGAGCAGGGCCCCUGGUGAGAGACAGAGGCUCCGAGCGAAUCGGGGUCCACCCUCGGCCAUCAGCAGGCACAGCCCCGGGCUGGCCCCCCAGCCUGACUGCAGCCUCAAGACCAGCCAGAGGAGCAUCCAGGUGUCUGUCACCUCGUUGUCCUCCCAGCUCUCCUCCUCGGGCUCGUCCUCCUCGUGCACGGUGCCCGCCGCCAGCACGCUCGUCCUGCAGGCCCCCCAGUGCUCCAUGACGAAGGCCUGCCAGCAGCCGCCCAUUGUCUUCCUGCCCAAGCUGGUGUAUGACAUGGUCACGUCCACCGACAGCAGCGGCCUGCCCAAGGCUGCCUCGCUCCUGCCCUCCCACUCAGUCAUGUGGGCCAGCUCCUUUCGCCCUCUGCUCAGCAAGACAAUGACAUCCACAGAGCAGUCGCUGUACUACCGGCAGUGGACGGUGCCCCGGCCCAGCCACAUGGACUACGGCAACCGUGCCGAGGGCCGUGUGGACAGCUUCCACCCGCGCAGGCUGCUGCUCAGCGGGCCCCCUCAGAUCGGGAAGACAGGCGCCUACCUGCAGUUCCUCAGUAUUUUGUCCAGAAUGCUCAUUCGGCUGACAGAAGUGGAUGUUUACGAUGAAGAAGAGAUCAAUAUCAACUUCAGAGAAGAAUCAGAUUGGCAUUACGUCCAGCUCAGUGACCCCUGGCCAGACCUGGAGCUGUUCAAGAAGUUGCCUUUUGACUACAUUAUUCACGACCCCAAGUAUGAGGAUGCUAGUCUGAUUUGUUCACACCAUCAGAGCAUAAAGAGUGAAGACAGAGGGAUGUCCCGGAAGCCGGAGGACCUCUAUGUGCGGCGUCACACAGCGCGGAUGAGGCUGUCCAAGUAUGCGGCGUAUAACACGUACCACCACUGUGAGCAGUGCCACCAGUACAUGGGCUUCCACCCCCGCUACCAGCUCUAUGAGUCCACUCUGCACGCCUUUGCCUUCUCUUACUCCAUGCUAGGAGAGGAAAUCCAGCUCCACUUCAUCAUCCCCAAGUCCAAGGAGCACCACUUCGUCUUCAGCCAACCUGGAGGCCAGCUGGAGAGCAUGCGGCUGCCCCUCGUCACAGACAAGAGUCAUGAAUGUAUAAAAAGUCCAACGUUCACUCCAACAACUGGCCGUCACGAACACGGACUCUUUAACCUGUACCACGCGAUGGAUGGUGCCAGCCAUUUGCAUGUGCUGGUCGUCAAGGAGUAUGAAAUGGCCAUUUAUAAGAAAUACUGGCCCAACCACAUCAUGCUGGUGCUCCCGAGUAUCUUCAACAGCGCUGGAGUCGGCGCCGCCCAUUUCCUGAUCAAGGAACUGUCCUACCACAACCUGGAGCUCGAGCGGAACCGGCAGGAGGAGCUUGGCAUCAGGCCGCAGGACAUCUGGCCUUUCAUCGUGAUUUCCGACGACUCCUGCGUGAUGUGGAACGUGGUGGACGUCGACGGUGGCGGCGAGAGGAGCAGCAGGGAAUUUUCCUGGUCGGAAAGAAACGUCUCUUUGAAGCACAUCAUGCAGCACAUUGAGGCAUCCCCCAACAUCACCCACUACGCCCUGAUCGGCAUGCGGAAGUGGUCCAGCAAGACCGGGAGCCGGGAGGUGCGAGAGCCCUUCUCCCGAUGCCACGUGCACGACUUCGUUGUCCUGAAUGUGGACCUGACCCAGAACGUGCAGUACAACCAGAACCGGUUCACGUGUGACGAUGUGGACUUCAACCUGCGGGUGCACAGCGCCGGCCUCCUGCUGUGCCGGUUCAACCGCUUCAGCGUGAUGAAGAAGCAGAUCGCGGUGGGCGGGCACAGGUCCUUCCACAUCACAUCCAAGGUGGCUGACAACCCUGUGGCCAUCGUGCCAGCCCAGUACAUCUGCGCCCCCGACAGCAAGCACACGUUCCUUGCAGCCCCUGCACAGCUCCUGCUCGAGAAGUUCCUCCAGCACCACAGCCACCGCUUCUUCCCGCUCUCCCUGAAGAACCACGGCCACCCCGUGCUCUCAGUCGACUGCUACCUUAACCUGGGCUCUCAGAUUUCCGUGUGUUAUGUGAGUUCCAGACCCCACUCUUUAAACAUCAGCUGCUCAGACUUCCUGUUCAGUGGCCUCCUGCUGUACCUCUGUGACUCGUUUGUGGGAGCUGGCUUUUUGAAAAAGUUUCAUUUUCUGAAAGGUGCCACCUUGUGCGUGAUCUGUCAGGACCGGAACUCACUCCGCCAGACGGUUGUCCGUCUUGAGCUGGAAGAUGAGUGGCAGUUCCGACUGCGUGACGAAUUCCAGACCGCCAAUGCAAAGGAAGACCGACCGCUCUUUUUCCUGACUGGACGACACAUCUGAGGGAGACACCAGCAGGUUUGCUGGAAGAGUGGAGCACUCAGAACCUCGUCCUGUUGAGGCUAAAGGAAUUCCUAGAACCCCACAGGGUGUUUGAACUGGAAUGGGCCCCAGAGACUGACUGUUGUGCAGCCCCCUUAUGGUACGUGCCAGGGAGCCAAGGCCCAGAGAUGGAUAGAGAUUUAU
Molecule: messenger RNA, 6323 nt
Organism: Ceratotherium simum simum (southern white rhinoceros)
Lineage: Eukaryota; Metazoa; Chordata; Mammalia; Perissodactyla; Rhinocerotidae
Gene: GREB1
Product: growth regulating estrogen receptor binding 1
Biological process (GO): multicellular organism development
Source: RefSeq, a predicted model, not a curated record